AUGCAAAGCAUCAACAAUCAUGCCUCGGAUGUGCAUACUGGCCACGGAGGGAUCUACAACCGCUGCCUCCAUGAACCUCUCAUUGGAGAGAGGGAGUGGCUCUCUCCAGGUACCCCAGCAUACAAGCGUUUUGCAGCAAUCACGACACAACGAUUGCUGCUCAGGGACCUCGAGCACGUCUCACCCGCGGGCCAGACCUACAACCUCGAGUCUUAUCACAGUACUCUGACAAGAUUUGCCCCCAAGUCUGUUGCAUUCAAGCCCGGCAUGAUGCUUGCCAGAACCAGGCUGGCUGACCUCCAUCAUAAUGAGAACUCCACAAGAAGCCAAGCCCUCACAAGACGUCUCAAGUGGAAGAGGAGAAUGCAGAGGGCAAAGAAGGGGAUUGAGACCGUCAAGAAGGAGAAAACCAAGCCUACCUACGCGUACGUCGGCGCACUUCUCCACGAAGUUGUCGCUUCCUGCAACGAGUCGUCCUCCUUCAAGGAGGCACUGGAAAAGACCCGUCAGGAAGAAGUCCUCCCCAUGGCGGCGCUGUACCCAAGGCUCCCCAAAGAGCAGCUGGUGGCGCAGAGAAUGUCGCGCUUCAGCCGGGGGGCGCCAGGACACUCAUGAGGUGAAUGCUCCAUACAGAUACCUUGCAGCUAAUUAUUUAGCAUGAGGAUUAGGGGUAUGCCAGCUCACCUGGCUUUUUGGGACAUAAAUCCUUAAAGGGACACUGACACACCCAAAAAAGUUUUUUUAGUGUUUUGCCAGGCGAUUCAUUAUGGUGUCAAAAGA
Messenger RNA from Ixodes scapularis (black-legged tick), 780 nucleotides. RefSeq lists its product as uncharacterized. The transcript has 5 exons. The record is from RefSeq and is a predicted model, not a curated record. Lineage: Eukaryota; Metazoa; Arthropoda; Arachnida; Ixodida; Ixodidae. Bases 1 to 615 code for a protein of 204 amino acids.